Molecule: messenger RNA, 2712 nt
Organism: Thamnophis sirtalis
Lineage: Eukaryota; Metazoa; Chordata; Lepidosauria; Squamata; Natricidae
Gene: NIT2
Product: nitrilase family member 2
Biological process (GO): L-glutamine metabolic process; oxaloacetate metabolic process
Cellular component (GO): mitochondrion
Molecular function (GO): omega-amidase activity
Source: RefSeq, a predicted model, not a curated record
GGCUCCUUUUGAGCAUGCGCUGUGUUCUCUAAGAAUCUUUUUCUGGACGGAGGCAAUUCGUAGCGAAUCAAUGUUAUGCAGCUGGUGAAAGGAGUCAUGGCCAAUUUUCGUUUAGCACUCAUCCAACUCCAUGUGUCUGCUGUCAAAACAGACAACUUGAACAGAGCCUGUAGACUGGUGAAAACUGCAGCAGAACAAGGAGCAAAAAUUGUAAUUUUGCCAGAAUGCUUCAAUUGUCCCUAUGGCACAAAAUAUUUCCCAGAAUAUGCAGAGAAAAUUCCUGGAGACUGCACACAGAAGCUCUCCGAUAUUGCAAAGGAAUGUGGUAUAUAUCUCAUUGGAGGUUCUAUUCCAGAGGACGAUGCAGGAAAAUUGUAUAAUACAUGUACAGCUUUUGGUCCUGAUGGCACUAUGUUAGCUAAAUACAGAAAGAUUCAUUUGUUUGACAUUGAUGUGCCUGGAAAAAUCCGAUUUCAAGAAUCAGAAACUCUUAGUCCGGGUGACAAGUUUUCUGUGUUUGAAACGCCAUACUGUAAAAUAGGAAUUGGCAUUUGUUACGACAUCCGAUUUCCUGAGCUGGCUCAAAUCUACACCCAGAAAGGUUGCAAACUCCUAGUAUAUCCAGGGGCUUUUAACUUGACAACUGGGCCAGCCCACUGGGAACUGCUACAGAGAGGCCGAGCUGUGGAUAACCAGGUCUAUGUAGCAACUGCAUCUCCUGCUAGGGAUGAGACAGGAUCUUAUGUAGCAUGGGGACAUAGUACAGUAGUAAAUCCAUGGGGUGAGGUUAUAGCCAAAGCUGGUACUGAAGAAACAAUUGUCUACGCAGAAAUAGACUUAAAGAAGGCUGAAGAAAUCCGUGAACAAAUCCCCAUUCUUUCCCAGAAACGAUCUGAUCUUUACGCUGUUGAAGCAAAAAUUGUAUGAUUCUAAUUUGGACUGACACACCUUUUCUAAUAGAUAUUACGAGCUAAUUCAGUGUAAUAAACUAGUAAAUCAAGUUUAUAGAUAAUUAAAAUGAUCUCCAUAUAAUGGUGAAAGUUUAAGCUUAAUUUUUUUUUAGUCUGUACAGAUUUUGGACAUUUUGUAUUGCACUAGAAACUUUUUUGACACUUAUACAUAUAAAUUUUUUUUUAUGAAAAUGGAAUAAUCAGUCAUAUCAAGAAAUGCUCAACAUUGGACAAUAUAUUUUUUAUCAAAAUAAUAUUCGAUAAAAGCGGAAAAAUUUCAUUUUUGUUAGUUGUCCUAAAUUGGUUACUUCUGAAAAUUCAUUAUCAAAUACAUGCUUUUUAAAAAAUAUGGUGUCUAUUUGGUUUUAUGAAAAAUAAUCAGAAGAGAUUAAAUUAGCUGAACUCCCCCAACAGUAUUUUGAAGACACUUUGGAAGCAUCAUGCAAGUCUGAACAAUGCUUAUCCAGUUCUAAUGGGGAGCUUUUGUGUACAAGAAUCAAUUAAAUUCUCUGCAUCAAGGUUUAGUCAGUUGCUUACAAAUCAGAUAGUCAAUGUGUAAACUCUGUCCAGAUUGCAAAGCACUUUAAAUCCUUUAAUAUUGCACACACCUUACAUGAAUUAAGUGCCAUUUAGAUCUCUGUUUCAGUAGUGAUAAUUGAACCGGACUUUUAAAAGGCUUGGGUUUUUUGUUUUUUUAUAAUGGACUUCUAAACAUUCAUCAAAAAGGUUUGAGUUAUUACCUAAAGAAGCAGUUUUGGCAUUCUGUCUCUCAGAAGUCCUAACAUCACAAGGUCCAGAUUGCCUCUCUAUCUUCUCAUUACUCCCACUUCCCAAUACUUAUAUGAAGAAGUCAUCCUGUAUCUUCCAACUGACCCAGAAGAGCUUGUAUUUUCAGCUGCUGCAGCUAUCCACAAUCCCUGGUUCCUCACAUCAAACUAAACCUCAUGCAGGAAUAGUGUUAUCCAAAUCUAAAAUGGUGUCACAGCUGGAGGUUGGUAGGAAUGAAUUUAAGCUACAAUUCAGCUUUCAUCAAUAAUUCAGAUCUAUAGCUAGUUCUUGAGAACCAUUUAGAAAUUUGUGCAUUAUAGUCCAGUAAAUUAACCUACCAUUCUUGUCAUUCCAAGGGUGUUCUGGCCCUCUUCCCCCCUUAAAUUAUAUUCAAAACUGGGAAUGGUUUAUGGUAUGGAACACAAUGAACGGAUUGCAGCUGCCUGGACUGCAGAUAUUUUAGUGCUUUAAAUAAACUAACUCUCUUGGUCACUCAACAUAAUUAUAAGCCAGAUAGGACAACUAAACACCUUAAUAACUGUCUUCAAGUUUUCUUACACUUUUAAAAAAUAUUAGCUUUGCCCAAUGUACUGUAGCAAGAGUCCCCAAACUUGGCAACUUUAAGACUUGUAGAAUUCUGGGGGUUGAAGUCCACAAGUCUUAAAGUUGCCAAGAUUGAAGACCUCUGUAUUGUAGGAACCUCCUCCCCCACUUUCUGAAAGCAAAUGCUUUCCUACCUUGUGCAACAUCUUCCUGCUCGCGAUUUGGCUGGUUGUUUUUUAUACUGAAUUGCUGGUAUUGUAUGGGUGGGAGGCAUGGUAAAAGAGUAGAUGAGCCUGCUAUGUGGAAUCUUCAUGAGACAAUUGGGGUGCAGAGUUUUCAUUUUUUUAAUGUUGUUUAUUAGUUUUAUGAUUGUUUUAAUUCAUCCAGAGUUAAUUACGAUUGGUGGCCAUAUAAAUCUUUAAAAUAAAAUGUAUGCUUGCUUAUAACAAUA